Messenger RNA from Erythranthe guttata (spotted monkey flower), 1699 nucleotides. RefSeq names its product lysophospholipid acyltransferase LPEAT1. Gene Ontology annotation, molecular function: lysophosphatidylethanolamine acyltransferase activity. Gene Ontology annotation, biological process: phospholipid metabolic process. Gene Ontology annotation, cellular component: endoplasmic reticulum. NCBI's taxonomy places the organism in Eukaryota, Viridiplantae, Streptophyta, Magnoliopsida, Lamiales, Phrymaceae. The record is from RefSeq and is a predicted model, not a curated record.
UGCACCAACUAACACCUGACAAAACCCCAUGAUGUUCUGUUAGUGGCAUUCUCACGCGCCCAGAAACCUGGUCCAGCGCGUGAGCUCCAUCUCCCCCACCAGAUCUCUUCCAAUCCAAUCGCAACUCUUCUUCCCUUCUUCCACACCGCAGCACGAACAAAUACAACAAUGGCUGCCCACUAAAAACACCCCACACCUAAUUGUACAUAAAUUUAUAAGUAAAAAAAAACUAAAAAAAAACAUUGUUGCUUUCUUGCUAGUCAAAUUAUCAAUGGAGUCGGAGCUUAAAUCAAUAAAUCCACAGCCCGCCGACCAGCAACCCGAACCCGAACCCGACGAUAGCCCGCUCCUCAAAUCGGACCCGAAAACCCCAGAACCCGAAACCCAAAUCCCGGUAUCCAGCCAAACCAUCGAAGAGAUGGAGCAGAAAUACGCGGCGUACGUGCGGCACGACGUGUACGGCACAAUGGGCCGGGCUGAAUUGCCGUUGACCGAGAAAAUCCUGCUCGGGCUGGGAUUGGUGCUCCUGCUGCCGAUAAGAGUGGUGGCGGGUACGAUUGUUCUGGUGUCUUACUACCUGAUUUGUAGGGUUUGCACGGCGUUUCUAGCGCCCAACACGGAGGACGAGCAGGAGGACUACGCCCACAUGGGCGGGUGGCGGAGGGCGGUCAUUAUUCAGAGCGGCAGGUUUUUAUCUAGGGUUUUGCUCUUUGUUUUCGGAUUCUACUGGAUAGUCGAAACCCGUCGGAAUAAUGAGAUUGAAGAGCAGUUGGAUAAUGAGACAACAUCCGGUGAUCAGUCCCAAACCGAAGAUUUGGAAAGACCCGGUGCUAUCAUAUCGAAUCAUGUAUCUUAUUUGGAUAUUCUCUACCAUAUGUCUUCGUCUUUUCCGAGCUUUGUUGCCAAGAGGUCCGUGGCUAAACUUCCUCUCGUUGGUCUCAUAAGCAAGUGUCUCGGAUGUGUCUAUGUACAACGGGAGUUAAAAGCGUCGAACUUCAAGGGCGUUUCAGGUGUUGUCAAUGAUAGAAUACGAGAAGCUCAUCAAAGUCCGUUUGCUCCAAAGAUGAUGCUUUUCCCAGAAGGCACGACCACAAACGGAGACUACCUUCUUCCAUUCAAGACUGGUGCAUUUUUAGCAAAGGCUCCCGUACUUCCCGUUAUUUUAAGAUAUCCCUACCAUAGAUUUAGUCCUGCAUGGGACUCGAUUUCUGGGGUAAGGCAUGUGGUUCUUCUUCUCAGUCAGUUCGUAAAUCACAUCGAAGUGACACGAUUACCUGUUUAUCACCCCUCGGAACAAGAACGAGAAGACCCAAAGCUUUACGCAGAAAACGUCAGAAAGUUGAUGUCUCAUGAGGGUAAUUUGAUACGUUCGGAUAUUGGAUUGCCAGAGAAGAGAAUAUAUCACGCUGCCCUCAAUGGUAAUAUUAGCAUGCCUACUGUUUUGCAUCAGAAAGCCGAUUGAUAAAUUGCCCCUUCGUGAAGUCUUUUGGGAUGUUAUUAUUAUUAAACACAAUUUUUUUUUUCUUUCUAAAUACGAAGCGCAAUGUGGAUUGGAUUGUGGGUGGUUUUAAUACGCACCCAAUAUAUUUAACGUUUAUAUUAAAAACUUCUGUAACUAUGUGGCGGCGUGGGUGGCUAUUGAAUAAAAUGUUGCGAUGUUCGAUAUUCGUGCUCUGCAUAUAUUUGUUUUUUUUUUUCU